Cynara cardunculus var. scolymus (artichoke) is the source of this 1189-nucleotide messenger RNA. RefSeq names its product high mobility group B protein 9. The record is from RefSeq and is a predicted model, not a curated record. Lineage: Eukaryota; Viridiplantae; Streptophyta; Magnoliopsida; Asterales; Asteraceae. The coding region runs from base 271 to 1083 and encodes 270 amino acids. Gene Ontology annotation, molecular function: DNA binding. The transcript has 5 exons.
AUUCUAUAAAAAUUCCAAAAAUUGGACGAACAAAUAUACAAAUUUUGUAACGUGAUUUUGUUAUUAAAAGGGGAAGAUAAAAGCCAAAAUUGUUGGCAGUAAACCGUGGUAAAAAAACAGCAGUAAAAAAUUGUUGGUAUUUGACCAUCUUCUGCCUUAAAACCACUACCCUUCUUAUCUCUUCUUUCUUCUUCAACUUGUGUCUCACUGUGUGUACCGGCAGUCGGUUUCUUGAUUUUCCGGCGAGCCUUUGAUGUCGCCGGUUGGAAAAUGUUACCGGCGGAGAGAAUUGGGAGUGAGGGCGAGUCUUAUCCAGUGGCACUGGCCUCCCAUGACGACGUCGUCAAAGACUCUUCUCUCUUCUGGGAAACACUCCGUAGCUUCCAUCGGUUCAUGGGUACCAAACUUAUGGUUCCUGUGAUUGGAGGAAAGGAGCUAAAUUUGCAUGUCUUGUACAUAGAGGUGACCAAGAGGGGUGGUUUUAGCAAGGUCGUGACACUAAAGAAGUGGAGGGAGGUGAGUGCAAUUUUCGGGUUCUCGCCAACCACCACAAGUGCUUCGUAUGCAUUGAGAAAACGCUACCUAAAAUUCUUGUAUCCCUACGAAAACACCUAUUUUUUGACACCAAAAUCCUCAACUCACUCAGGUCAUUCAUCUUUCCAAGCUACUGGGAUGAUUGAUACCAAGUUUGAAUACGGUUAUAUAGUAACAAUGCAAUUGGACACAGAGAUCCUCCAUGGGGUACUUUAUCACCCGCAACACAGCGUCAUUGUUUCGAACAACUUGGAUUCGACGAGAAGGAGAAGAAAGAGAAGAAAUGAAGGAGACCCGACUCGCCCAAAAACUAAUCGAAGUGGCUAUAAUUUCUUCUUUGCAGAAAAACAUGCUGAGCUCAAAUCAAAAUAUCCGCUAAGAGAAAGGGAGUUCACAAAGAUGAUCGGCGAGUCAUGGACCAACCUUUGCCCCGAAGAUAAAAUGGUUUAUCAAAAUCAAGGAUUGAAGGAUAAAGAGCGGUAUCAAAGGGAAUUGGCUGAAUAUAAAGAACGAGCCAAAGAGUGGAAACCGAAAGUUACAGUGGAUUAACGGGUAGAAUAUUUGUAAAUAAUGUUAUUUUGUUUUUGUUCAACAAACGUGUAAAGUAUUUUUAUUAGUAACAUUGAAACAACACCCAAGUUUCAGCCUGACUUAA